Messenger RNA from Athalia rosae (coleseed sawfly), 2929 nucleotides. RefSeq lists its product as uncharacterized. Lineage: Eukaryota; Metazoa; Arthropoda; Insecta; Hymenoptera; Athaliidae. The record is from RefSeq and is a predicted model, not a curated record. The transcript has a single exon. The coding region runs from base 296 to 2929 and encodes 877 amino acids. Gene Ontology annotation, molecular function: nucleic acid binding. Gene Ontology annotation, biological process: DNA integration.
AUUUAUAGAAUUACGCGAUAAAUUAUGCAGUAAGCCAAUAUUACAAUACCCAGAUUUUACAAAACCCUUCGUGAUAACUACAGAUGCAUCUGGCUACGCGAUAGGCGGAAUUCUAAGCCAAGGUCCCAUAGGAAAAGACCUUCCGAUAGCCUAUACUUCAAGAUUAUUGAAUAGCGCAGAACAAAAUUAUUCAACUAUAGAAAAAGAACUUCUUGCGAUAGUAUACUCGGUAAAUCAUUUUCGGGCUUAUGUAUAUGGAAACGAAUUUACACUUGUCACGGACCAUCGACCCCUAAUGUGGUUACAUUCCGUAAAGGAUCCCACUUCUAGACUAGUGAGAUGGAGAUUAAAAUUAGCCGAAUACGAAUAUAAAGUCCAGUAUAAGGCAGGAAAAAUAAAUUUAAACGCGGACGCAUUAUCCAGAAAUCCGAUAGAAAUUAAUCAGCAGAUCCUCAAAAUAAAUCAAACACGACCAAAUACAAGCGACAACAUAAAAAUAGUCUCAGGAGACUUAUUCACAGCAAAUGAAGAAUAUUCACUAGCGCACUGCGUAGCUAAAGAUUUCAGAAUGGGAGCAGGAAUAGCCCUUGAAUUUAGGAAAAGAUUUCGCGGAGUCCGCAUGUUGAAGAACCAAAAUAAAACAAUCGGAGAAGUAGCUUAUCUACCACAUGGCAAGAGAUAUAUAUUUUACCUUAUCACCAAAGAAGUCAGUUACGGUAAACCGACAAUAAAAUCAAUCGAACGAAGCUUAUUCGCAUUAAGAAAUCUCUGCAUUAAAUUAAACUGUUAUAAGAUAGCUAUGCCCAAGAUAGGUUGUGGACUCGAUAAAUUAAGUUGGCCGGAUGUCGAAGAAAAAAUACGAAUCAUAUUUCCCGAGCCCUUCACGAUCUUAAUAUACGAGAAUAAAAUAAACAGUACCAGCGAACCAACCAGUCCAAUAACAAACUCAGCUAAGGACGACCCUUAUCAAGUACCGCCAAGUGAAAACGAUAUCUCAAACGCCAACUGCGCCACACCGAUGCCAUCAACAGCGAAACCCAAACAUAGUCAAAUAGAAAUACCGCACCGAAUAUUGCGCGACAGAAACAACAUUCGAAAGCCACAGUGGUAUUCUGAUCCCCUAAAUGGAAACAACCAUACACAGAAUCUCGACGACAUAACUGACGAUGACUGCAGCCGCCAAAGCUCCAACCAACAUAACAGGAGUGACUCAGAAUCAUGCGAUACAGAUAAGGAUGACCAACCACGUUUCGACUCGCGGGAAUUUAUACUCAGCGACAAUAAAGACAGCGAUCAAGACUCUGACGAUGACGAAAGAGACGCAGGGUUUAGACCUAAUAUCGAGUAUUCAACCGACUCCAAUUCAGAAAUUAUUCCAAGCCAAGACGAGGACAACCCUUUGCCAGGGCCACGUGACGAUUUUCCGAUGGAACCAGAGCCGCGUCAAUUCUCUGAAACUCGAGACAACCUCGCACUUCAGAAGGGAAAUUUAGUAUUUUUCAUAACCACACAUGGCCAACCAUGCGACGAGGGCGCUAGAAAUCUCCAAUCCGCGGGUAAACUGCCCCCCUUUACAGACGUGAUGCUGGGCAGACCAAAAAUUCAGGAGAGUGGGAAAACCCGCUAUGUCGGUUUAGCAAUAAAAGAAACCAUACAUACGAAUUUAGAUGAGGGUAUAUUCAAGGAUGCACUACAAUCUUUACUCGAGGUAGUACGGGAAUUACAAUUGGACACCCUAAUAAUUUCAGAGACACAAAACAUAGAUCACUUUAGCUGGAGCAAAAUUAAACUUCAAUUACAGCAGCUCUUUUACGAUACCCCAUGUAAAUUUAUAGUUUGCAAAAACCUCAUUAAAAUACCCCCAGAGGAUGAAAGAAUAUCGCUAAUUCGGGAAUAUCAUGCUUCACCGAUAGGAGGACAUAAGGGGAUGAUUAAGACAUAUCGCCGAAUCAGACAAUAUUAUUAUUGGACAAAUAUGAAAGCCCAGAUUGAGGAAUAUAUUAGGAAUUGUUUGGAAUGUCAGUUAAAAAAAUUGACCAGAGUAAAAACAAGGCAACCCAUGGUUCUUACCGAUACACCCGGUGCUAGCUUUGAUAAAAUUUCAAUGGAUAUCGUAGGUCCUCUACCUACCUCCCCUUCAGGGAAUGAAUAUAUAUUAACCAUACAGGAUCAGCUUUCUAAAUAUUGCUUGGCAAUACCCCUCGAAACCACAACGUCAGCCAAAAUAGCAGAAGCAUUAAUAAAAAAUGUAUUCUUUAAAUUCGGAGCCCCAAAAUAUAUAUUAACAGAUCAGGGCGCUAAUUUGAUUAGUUCACUUAUGAAAGCUGUAGCUAAGAAAUUCAGGAUUAAACAAUGUAGAACAACGGCAUUUCACCCUCAAUCGAACGGUUCAAUAGAAAGAUCGCAUCAUGUAUUGGUGGAAUAUUUAAAACAAUAUAUAAAGAAAACCAACAACUGGGAUGAAUGGUUGGAUUGUGCUAUGUUUUCUUACAAUACUAGCGUGCAUGAAGGAACUAAAUUCACGCCCCACGAAUUAGUAUUCGGAAGGCUAGCUAGGUUACCAUCCGAACAUACGACGAUAGACGAACGACUCGACAGGAGUUACGAGGAUUACUUGAAACAGUUAUUUACCACGCUAAAGAAUUUGCAGACGGAAGCACGAGAAAAUUUGAUAAAGGCCAAAGAAAGGUAUAAAUAUUAUUACGACAGGAAAAUAAACCCUUUGCAUUUAAGUGAAGGAGACGAGGUAUUUUUGCUAAAGGAACCAAGGGAUGGCAAAUUCGGAGAUCAUUAUACGGGUCCGUACAAGGUUCUAGAGAUAUUAAACAAUCAGAACGUUAGGAUCAAAGUAAAAAACAAUAACCGGGUAGUGCACCGUAAUAAACUAAAAAGAAUGAUGCACCAAACAUAUGACCCUACUCGCAUAUAA